AUGGCUGCGGCCGAGGUUUUGGCAUUCCACGAGAGCUGGAGAGAAAGCGCCUGCUCCUUUUCAACAUCGAGCAUUCUGCACCUGACGACGGCUGGGUUGGAUGAGGCCCUCCUGCUCCGCUCCGAGCUAUACUCGAUAUCCAGCAAAUGGAUCCAGCGCCGCACUGGCGCAAAGAAACGCAACUCCACAAUUUGUUCACCACCAUCUGACAUUGUCAAACCUCUAAUUCUACCUCAGCUUAGCCCGAAGUGGCAGCGAAUCUUUCAGCACUAUCAUGACCAUGACGACGAUACCCCCCAGGAACCCACGCCUAAUGCCACCGAUACAACAUCAUUAGCUUGUAGCCGACUACCAGACUCUGCACCUACUGUGUGCCCUCCUCCUAAUCCCUCUGCCUACCAGCGAUCCCCCCGGGCUUCAGACGACCCCUUUGCGGACCCAGCAUUAGCUGUGGAAGUAGACUGGAGCUCGGUUCACGGCAUCGUCGAGGCAGCUAAGAAGAAGAAAAAGGGCGGUGGUAAUGCCGCGCCGGCUAACAAGUGGUUCGAUGAUGACGAGAAGAAGGAGGAAACUCCUGAGGGCAAUGGCGACGGCAACAACAACGGCGGCGGCGAUUCUGGUGGCGGUGACGCUGGCGACGGUGGUGGUGAUGGUGGCGAUGGUGACAAGGGUAAAGACGGUGGUGACCAGGAGCCCGAGGACGACUGGGGUGCUUUUACCACAGCCAAGUCUAAGAAGAAGAAGAAGAAGGGCGGCGACGCCGAAGCUGAAGCUGCCCCUCAGAUUGGUACUGACUUUGGCGGCGACGCCUUCGACGAAAUCAAGUUAGGAGACGAUUCUGGCGGCAAAUUCGACCUAGGAUUCGGCUCAAAUUCAAACGACAAUAAGAACAGCUUCGGUAGUUGGGGGACGAAAUGGAAUACUGGUGGGACAGGAGGAGGUUCGACUUGGGAUUGGUCUGGCACUGGCAACAAGGAUGCUUCCAAUGACACAGCAGAGAAGAAAGACGACAUCGACUCGAAUCCGUGGAGUAUCAACCGGGGCAAGCCCAAGAAGAAAGGCAAGACUACUUUUUCAUUUGGUUCACUAGACGAUGAGGGAGAUGAGGAUCAGGAAGAUAAAGAAGAAGAGAAAAGUCAAGAGGCCCAAGAAGCCAAUGAAGAUGACUUUGACUUCUUUUCGACAUCUAAAAAGGAUAAGAAGAAGAAGACGACGACUAAUAUGUGGGGAAUAGACGCUGAGGAAGAGACGAAGGAGAAGGAGACCUCUAACGAGGACCCCUGGGGUUGGGGAACGGCAACCAAGAAGAAGGACAAGAAGUCCGAGCCCGAACCCGAAGCAGCAGCAGACGACUGGUUAACACCGGCUACGACGAAAAAGGGUAAGAAAAAGAAGGGGGCCAUUCUUGAAGUCGAAGAGCCAAAGGAGCCCGAGCCCGAACCCGAGCCGGAGAAGAAAGAGGACGACGCCUGGGACACCUGGGGCACGAGCAAAAAGGAUAAGAAAAAGAAGAAGGGUAUGGUUGAGGAAGUCGACCCCCCUCCUCCUGAGCCAGCCCCAGAGCCCGUUGACGAUUUUUGGGGGACGGUUUCCACCAAGAAAGGUAAGAAGAAGAAGGGUGCGGAACCAGAGCCGGAACCAGAACCAGUCAAGGAACCAGAACCAGAGCCUGAGCCCGAGCCCGAGCCCGAGGCAAAGAAAGAAGACGAUGCUUGGGGCUUCACUACCACUUCAAAGAAAGAUAAGAAGAAGAAGAAGAAAGCCGCGCUUUGGGACGAUCCUGAACCCGAACCAGCUCCCGAACCUCCAGUAGAAGAGAAGAAGGAGGAGGAGGAGAAGAAGGAAGAGGAUGACUUCUGGGGUUCUAUUAGUACCAAGAAGGAGAAGAAAAAGAAGAAGGGUAAGGAGGAGGAGCCUGUUAAGGAGCCCACUCCCGAACCUGAACCUGAGCCCGCCAAAGAAGACGAUGACUUCUGGGGAUCCUUCGGCACUAAAAAGGACAAGAAGAAAAAGAAGGGUAAAGAGGAAGAGCCAGUUAAGGAACCUGAGCCCGAACCCGAACCCGAACCCGAACCUGCCAAGGACGACGGUGGCGAUGACUUCUGGUCUAGCUUUGGAACUAGCUCGAAAGACAAGAAGAAAAAGAAGAAGGGUGCCGUGGAGGUAGUCGAGGAACCUCCAGCACCUGAGCCGGAGGAAGAGAAACCAGCCGACGAGUUUGACUGGACCGCUCCCACUUCUAAGAAAGACAAGAAAAAGAAGAAGGGUGUUGAAGAGCCAGUCAAAGAGGAGCCCAAAGAAGAGGAGUCCAAAGAGGAUGAUCUCUGGGGUGGCUGGGGCGUUCCCACCUCCAAGAAGGACAAGAAAAAGAAGAAGGGUAGUGACUUGAUCGAUCUUGACGAAUCCGACAAGAAAAAGGACCCCCCUGUAGAAGAAACGCCAGCGGACGACGACAUCUUCUCCUGGGGCUCUACUUCUAAGAAGGAUAAGAAAAAGAAGGAAGAGCCUGUUGAGGAGAAAGCUGCCGAACCCGAGGACGAUUUCUGGGGAACCGUUACCAAGAAGGAUAAGAAGAAGAAAGAGAAGUCCAAGGGCGACGAGAAGCUUGACGAAGUUGUUGACGACGACUUUGAUGAUGAUGCCAAAUCCAAGACCAAAUCCUCCAAGGACUCCGACAAUGAAGACAAGAAGUCCAAAAAGGAGAAGGAAAAGGAGCCGAAGCUAAGCGAGAAAGAGCUUAAGAAGCUCGAAAAGGAAAAGAAAAAGGCUGAAAAAGAGCGACUUGAGCAAGAAGCUAAGGAAGCUGAAGAAGCCGCCGCUCGCGAAGCCGAGGAAAAGGCUCAAGCUGAAGACGAAGAAAAGAAACGUUUAGAGGAGGAGAUUACGGCCGAAGAGGAGGAAAUUGAGACUCUCUUAGCCAAGAAGGACAAGCGCGGUGGUAAGUUGUUGAAGAAGGACCGCGAGCGUUUAGAAGUUCUCGAAGGCCGCAAAGCUGAACGCGAUGCCGAGCGUGAUGCCAAGGAGGAAGAGGAGCGCAUCGCCCGCGAAGCCCAAGAAGCACAGGAAGCCGAAGAGGAAGCCGCACGCCUAGCCGAAGAAGAGAAGAAGUCCAAAAAGAGUUCCAAGUCCAAGGAUAAAGAGAAGGAGAAGGAGAAGGAGAAGGAACGAGAGAAAGAGAAGGAGAAAGAAAGACUGAAAGAGCUGGAAGAAGAAGAAAAGCGCAAGAAAGAGAAGGAAGAGAAGAAAAAAGAGAAGGAGAGAUUGAAAGAGCUCGAGAGAGAAGAGGAGGAGAAACGCAAAGAAAAGGAAGAGAAGAAGCGUGAAAAGGAGCGCUUAAAGGAGCUUGAAGAGGAAGAGAAGCGCAAAAAGGAAAAAGAAGAGAAGAAGAAAGAGAAGGAGAGACUAAAGGAGCUCGAAAGGGAAGAAGAGGAAAAGCGCAAAGAAAAGGAAAAGGAAAAGGAGAGAAAGAAGAAGGAAAAGGAAAAGGAAAAAGAAAAGGACAAGAAAUCCAAGGACAAGGGCAAGGACUCUGAUUCUGACGCAAAGGCGGCGGCAGAUCUGGGCGACGACGACAUUGAGGAGCUUCUGUCGCCAAAGGACAAGUCGACCUCGGACGCGUUUAGCUUCUGGGGCGUUGCAAGCGCCAAAAAGGGCAAAAAAGUUGAAGACACAUACGCCGAUAAGGACGCGUAUACAUCGUCUAAAACCAAUGAAGCCGCCUCCAUGAAGCGCAAGCCUGUUGGAGGCAAGAUUGCAGACAAGCUCAAAAACUUUGAAACCAAGGACGAAGACGACGACCUCGCACCACCUCCGCCACCCUCACCUCCGGCCCCUCCCAAGGACGACAAGAAGUCUAAAAAGAAGAGCAAGGCCGACGCCCCCGACGACAGCUCCUCCUCCCGGAAGAGCAAGAAGUCGGCCGAGCUUCCCGGCAGCUUCCCCGACGAGGAUGAUGACCACAUGACCGCUGUUGUCGAAAAGGACAAGAAGAAGAAGAAGAGCAGCAAGUCCAAGGACGGUCCUCCUCCUCCUCCCCCGCCACCUGAAGCACCUCUUACACCACCACCUGAGAAGGCUAAAAAGGACCGUCCCAAGAUUAACCGCGACGCCGGUACAUCUUGGGGCAUGUGGACCGCCUCCGCCAAGAAGGAAGAUGAGAAGAAGGAGCGGUCCUCCAAGGAAGAGCGCAAGUCUUCCAAGUCCAAGGACAAGUCAAGACACUCUGGCGACAAGAGCUCCUCGAAAGGCUCAUCAUCCGACAAGAAUGAGCGGCCCGAGAAGUCGUCAAAGACCCCGGGCAAGGUGCGCAGCAGUUCAGCUGCCUUCAACACCCCGCCUCUUUCACGAUCAAUGUCCACCCGCGAGCGUAAAGUAAGCGCCAGUGGCAAAUCAUCGCGCCGCUAUUCGGUUGACGCACACGGCCUCGCUUCACCACCCCCAGAAGAUGGCCCCGAGCUUGGCUCCAAAGCCGCCAAGAUCCUCGGUGUCAGCAAAUCUGCCAGCAAGAGCAGGUCAGCUCGUCCCGACGCCGACCUGGAAGCUGCCGCAGCUGCAAAGGCUGAGAAGCGACGCAGUCGGCGCCUAGACGAUGAAGACUACGUCAUGGCCGAUGCUGAGACACCUCUAAAGCGAGGCGCUUCGGUCAAGAAGUCCGGCUUCUCUGGCUUGUUUGGCGGUCUGCUCUCCAAGAAAUCCGAGGCAGUUGAAGAUCCAGACUCCGCCAUGGAGACGGACCGCGAUGCCCGCCGCAAGGCGCGCCGUGCUGAACGCGAUGGAGCGGCCGAAAAGGGCAGCAAUGGUUCUCACCGAUCCAAAGAAGAAGCUCGCCAAGAGCGCCGCCGUCGCCGUGAAGAAGACGCUGAUGCUCGCCGAGCUGAAGACAAAGAGGCCAGACGCGCCGCAAGGCGUGCGGCACGCCAACAAGAAGACGAGCGUCGUGAGGUUGACGACCGUGAAGCUCGCCGCGCUGAGCGACGACGCAUGCGCAAAGAGAAGGAGGCCGCCGCCAUUGCUGCCGAGAAAGAGAAUGAUGACGCCGACCGCGAAGCUCGCAAGGAACGUCGUCGUUCUCGCCAAGUCGACGCCUCGGAAGACGAGGAUCGCCGCCGCCGCCGUGAGCGCCGGGCAUCGCGUGCUCUAGACGAGGUUGACGGUCAGCGCCGCAAGAGCAGCCGCCGGAGUGAUGAGGAACAGGUCUACCCGCACAAGGACCGCCGCCGAGACAGCCGCAAAGGCAGCUCAGCAUGGCCACAUUCAGGCACAAGCUCCUGGGUCAAGGAACACUCUGACGCUCCCCCACCACCCUAUGAUGGUGCUACUGCAACAGAGGAUGAGCGCCGCAAGGCUCGCAGGUCCAAGAGAGAUGGUGACGAGGAUGAUGCGCGCCGCAGACGAAGACGCGAAGAGCGCAAAGCAGCAGCAGCAGCAACAGCACCGUCUGCGCCAGCCAGUGAGGGCAGUGAUCACAUCAUGAGCAGACGAAACUCGGCACUGAUUGAGCCGGUGCAACCGCGAACGUCGUGGUGGCGCAAGUUUGCCGGCUAA
Molecule: messenger RNA, 5544 nt
Organism: [Torrubiella] hemipterigena
Lineage: Eukaryota; Fungi; Ascomycota; Sordariomycetes; Hypocreales; Clavicipitaceae
Source: the annotation of a GenBank genome assembly